GUUUGGAUAGGAGCAUUUCAUUUGAAAUGCUGAAUUUGAACCAAAUACCUUGUUUGGAUAAAUAAAAUAUUUGAAUUUGGAUUUGGCCCAAAUCUCAGCUAAUUAAAAUACAAGCCCAGUAUAGCAUUUGGAAAUAACUUUUUAUUUGGUGUCAUUUGUAAUAACAGAAAGCCCAUAGAAACCAGGUCGAAAUCUCUCUCUCUCGCGAGUCUCUCCGCUCUCACUGGGACUCUCGCGUCUCUCUGCUGGGACUCUCGCAUCUCUCUCGCGUGCUCUCGCUCUCCUCCUCCCUCUCGAUCCCCCAUCGCUCUCCUCGUCCAUUCUCGCUCUGAUUACUCUAAUGAGUUCAAGGGGUAAUUCAGCUCAUUCAUCUCAUGGAAAUUUAAAUGUCUCGAAUGUUUCACAAAAGCGUUCAAGGGAGGAUGAGGAAAUGGAGUUUGUAAUGUUAGUUAUAGGUUUCAUUCACGUAGUAGUGGCAGCUUGUUACGGUAAGAAUCAUAGGUCGAAGGGGUUGACUUGGAAUAAUUAUGAUCGCUCUCAAAUUAGAGCUACUUGGAUGAAUACAUUAAAGAUUGAUAGAAUUUGUCGUGAACAAUUGCGUCUUGAUAUACGACGGUUCGAGAAGUUAUGUCAUCUUUUGGAAACUAAAGGCGGAUUAGUAACUACGAAACAUGUCACUGUGAAAGAAGUUGUCGCAUUGUUUCUUCACACUCUAGCACAUGAUUUGAAAAAUAGAACUAUACAAGCUGUGUUUGCACGUUCUGGAGAGACAGUGAGUCGACAAUUUCAUAUAGUACUUGGAUCAGUACUCAAGUUGGGGAAGGAUUACAUAAGAAAAGUAGACCAUGCCACUAGUUAUGUCCAUGAUAACCAAUGGAAGUGGUUUGAGGGUGCUGUUGGAGCCCUUGAUGGGACACACAUCAAAAUGACUGUCCCUGUUGAGGAUCGGCCUCGCUAUAGAGAUAGAAAAGGGGAUAUUAGCACUAAUGUUCUAGCCACGUGUGAUCCAGACUUGUGUUUUACAUAUGUCUUGCCUGGUUGGGAAGGAUCAGCAUCGGAUCCUCGUGUUCUUCGUGAUGCCCUCCGUAGAUCUAAUGGCUUGAAAGUGCCUAGAAAAAAGUAUUUUCUUGUGGAUUUGGGCUUUACUAACAGCGAAGGAUUCCUAUCUCCUUAUAAGGGGACUCGAUACCAUUUGAAUUUGUGGCGAGGAAACACUCCUACUAAUCACAAAGAGCUUUUCAACUUGAGACACUCGUCCGCUCGCAAUACCAUUGAGAGGGCUUUUGGAUUGUUGAAGAAGCGUUGGGCUAUAUUGAGAGAUGCUAGCUUUUAUCCAAAAAAAAUUCAAGUUAGAAUCAUUAAUGCAUGUUUUAUUCUCCAUAACUUUUUGAGGGAGGAAAAAAUGGAAGAAAGAGUCUUUAUGCAAGAAGUAGAAAGAGACUUGGAUAGGAUGGAAGGAAUUGAUGUGGAAGAUGACGAAGAUGAUUACAUAUCCACCGCUAGAUCAACAAACGAAUGGAACGAAUUUAGAGAUGAUCUUGCAAAGAAAAUGUUUGAAGAAUAUGUUGGACGGACUAGAGCUAUAUAAAUGUUUUAUCAGUUUUAUCUAAUCAGCAAUAUGUUCUGUAGUAUACUCUGGAAUUUUAGUUACAAACUUGGCAAUUUUUGUUAAUUCUUGGAUCCAACUUGUUAAUUUCAUGUUGAUUAUUGAAUUCACUGUUUUUACUUGGCUGACUUUUGGCUGAUUCUGUUAGU
Daucus carota subsp. sativus is the source of this 1755-nucleotide messenger RNA. RefSeq lists its product as uncharacterized. The coding region runs from base 341 to 1588 and encodes 415 amino acids. NCBI's taxonomy places the organism in Eukaryota, Viridiplantae, Streptophyta, Magnoliopsida, Apiales, Apiaceae. The transcript is spliced from 5 exons. The record is from RefSeq and is a predicted model, not a curated record.